UUCUUUUUUCUCCCCUCACCUCAUCGUAAAAACAAAACAAAAUGGCCGAACUAAACUGAACGGCCGUUUCCAUCUUCUCCGCGCCCUCACCUAUUUCUCGCCUAACUUUUCUCACGUCUCUUCCCAGCGAAAGCUUCAUACAAUCGUUAAUCUGCCAAUUUCACCAAAUUUAGAAUUCUUCAGUACAAAGAUUAGCGCACACAGCUCUUCACAGAAUCUAGGAGACUCCAAACAAUAUCGUCACUAUAUAUACUGAUGAAGAUCAACAUUAGGGUUCAUACUCUCGCCGCACGAGUAGACGAGAUCAUCCACAUCAACCCAGGUUUGCGAACACCAAAACCUUCCGUGCCCGGCCAAGUAGCACAGAAUUCUUCAGUACAAAGAUUAGCGCACACAGCUCUUCACAGAAUCUAGGAGACUCCAAACAAUAUCGUCACUAUAUAUACUGAUGAAGAUCAACAUUAGGGUUCAUACUCUCGCCGCACGAGUAGACGAGAUCAUCCACAUCAACCCAGGUUUGCGAACACCAAAACCUUCCGUGCCCGGCCAAGUAGCACAGGUACCCUCUAUUUCUUCCCUUAUGCAUUUCUCGAUUCUCUGUGAAUGGUGCUUCAGUCCUGCAAAUGAAUCAUUGUAUUUUUUUGAUUUUGUUGUCACCCCUGCAUUUUUUAGACCUUCCCUGCCUCUAAAGAUUUUUUCCAAACCACAUGUUGCUACAGACUUUUUUUAUUGUGCUUUGUUUUUGUUCUGUAUUUUCUUUUGGUCUUUUUACAGGGGAUUCAAGAAAGUGGCCUAUGGUUACAGCUUUCCUAAAUACAUAAAAUUUAAAGAACUAAUUACUGGAAAUAUGAAAAGCAUGAAUAAUGUGGAAGCGAUAAAAGGAAACAAAUAUGAAAGCAUACCCAUACGUAGUUGGGUAUAAAAAACUCUUGCUUCCACAGGUUUUGGUCUUUUUUAUCUUUUUUUUUUUAAAUCUGUAUCUUUUUGUUAAUAGCAUUGAACAAAGUUUUGGCUUUUACUUUUCUGCAUAUAAGGUGUUCCAUGAAACGCUUAAGUGAGUUUUUACUUUUACACUCUCAAUUUUAGUAUUGUUAUUAUUAUUAGUUGUAACUUGUGAGAGUCUCAGUAUGAUAUGUAUCAAUUCAUGAUGUUCUUGACGUUCCUACCGCCCCUGAUAAUUCUGUUAUUAAUGUACAUGCUUCUGUAAGUGUUGCUAUUGAUGUUGAUUCCCAAAACAGUACUGAAAAUGUUGUUGAUGCCCCUUACUAUGCUGUAAUUGGACCCCAGAAUGCCUUUGCUAUAGUUGUAGCAAAGGCUUAGUGAUGUAAUUACAGUUGCUACCUCAGUUGCUAUCUCCCCUGUUUUGAUUUCUUAUUAUCUUUUUCUUUUAGUAUGUAUAAGAAAAACUGAUUAUAAGCUCAAAAGAGAUUGCAAAGGCAUCUUUUUUGUUCUGUUUUGUUCAACCUAUUUUUUUUUUGUUGCAUUUGAUGGUACCAUCACAUAAUCAUAGGGAGCAUUUGCUUAAGGAAGUGCCUACAUUUGCUGAACUAUAGGGAAUUGGGUGAUUGAAACAAAAAAAAAAGUAGUAUGAGUUAACCAAAUGAAAUGCAGGGAAUGAGUGAGAUUUGGCAUAGUCCCAAGGGAUAUUUCUGAACAAUUAAGUUAUAUAAACUAACUAAUAGCAUCAAACAUUUGUUUAAUCCAUGUCAUUUUUCCAUCCAUGUCGAUUUCUGUUUUGUUUUAUUCUGUUUUUCCCCUUUUGUUCUGUCAUUUUUCAUCCAUGUCAAUUUCUGUUUUGUUUAUUCUGUCUUUUUCUUUUUUUGUUCAUCCAUGACAAUAAGCCCAUGAAGCUAACAGAUGUUCAUGUGGAUGUAUGCAUAAGAAGAAUGAGAUUUUAAGCUCAAAAUGAACUGCAAUUUAAGAAGAUAAAGAAGAAGACUCCAUUAAGUAAAAGAGGAUUUAAAAGGUUAGUGUAGCAGGUAAGGUAUACAUAAAAAAUCCCACUAUAACUUUACUCUCAGGAUAUGAAAGUGAUGUUUUUUAGUGUUGAUAGUGCUCUUCCUAUAUGAAAAUAGGCUGCUGCAAAUUGGCUCACCUUUGGACAUGUUUUUUAUUUACUUGCACUUGAUAAGCACACUUGAUAAGCAAAUUGGCUGCUUAUAACACAUUAUAAGCCUAAAAGUGUUUCUCAGCUGGCCACUAUUCCAGAAAUAAAAGUUUAUUAUGAACAAAUAAUAAGCCAUCAAAAAGUUGUUUAUAAGCAGGCCUCUGUUCCAGAAAUGUAAAAGCACUUCAAAAUGCUUUUUGAAUUGUGUUUGAUUUAGCAUUCAAAUAUAGGCUUAUAUAAAUUGACAUUAGUUAAGCAUCUUAUUGAAUUGUGUUUGAUUUAGCAUUCUCAGUUUUUAUAUACAAAGUAUGGCUUUUUUAAUUAGUUCGUUCUUAUAGUCGUCCCCCAACUGACAUAAAAAGGUUUUGUCUUAUUCUCGGUUUUUAUUUACUUCUAAUAUAAAAAGGUUUUGUCUUCAUAUUUUUGAAUAUUUACGUACUUUCAGUUGAAUAAAAUUGACAUUAUAAGUAAUUUAUUGAUUUCAUAUUUUUCACCAACUACAUUGACAUUAUUAGUAUUUAGUUCAAUUCUCACUGAAUCUCUCACAUUACCAUAUUUUUCUCACUAUCAUUAUUAACUAAUUUAUUUGUUACGUUUGUUACUCAGAUAAUUUACUCAUUUUUAAAUUUUUGAAAAUUAAUAAGACAAAUGACACAAAAAAUCUGCUUUUCUAACCAAUGAGAAAAGAGAGGUUUGUUUCCAGAUCAGACCUCGCUCCAUAGUCCAUACAUGAUGGAGAACUUUAGUGUACUGUGAAGUGAAGGACAAUUAUAAGACAUGCGACUAUCCAAGCUCCGGUCAAUUCACAAGUGGUGCAACACUUAUUGACGAUAUUUCACACAUUGCUAUGACUUUAAAAAGCUGUGAUAUAUCAAGUGGCAAUCUUUGUACUCAUGUAGUGAGUAAGUUUGCAUCGUCACACUUCUUAUUCAUUUACAUGACUAUGAGUCUGACAUUUUCAAUGAUCAUUAUGCAACAAUUUAAAU
Cuscuta epithymum is the source of this 3093-nucleotide messenger RNA. The record is from the annotation of a GenBank genome assembly. NCBI's taxonomy places the organism in Eukaryota, Viridiplantae, Streptophyta, Magnoliopsida, Solanales, Convolvulaceae.